Synchiropus splendidus (mandarinfish) is the source of this 3980-nucleotide messenger RNA. It is a transcript of the gene sonb, whose product is annotated as protein SON. The coding region runs from base 47 to 2707 and encodes 886 amino acids. Gene Ontology annotation, molecular function: RNA binding. The record is from RefSeq and is a predicted model, not a curated record. Lineage: Eukaryota; Metazoa; Chordata; Actinopteri; Syngnathiformes; Callionymidae. The transcript has 20 exons. Gene Ontology annotation, biological process: regulation of cell cycle; regulation of mRNA splicing, via spliceosome.
UCUCUAUGUUGUUCCUACCCGAACACUGAAGUAUGCACCUCUAAAGAUGGCAGCCAAUUUGGAGGAAAUAUUCCAAGAUUUUAUCUUGAAUAAAAUUCGAGAAAUUGCAGACCAGAAGGAUGUCAAAGAUUCUGAUGGAACUGGUGCUGCCAGGCAAGAAAAGUCAACAACGCAGAAACCCACAAGAAGCGAAAAAGACGUCUCUAAGAGGCGAGAGUCACCGACAAAACAUAAAAAGUUAAAAAAACACAAAAGCAAGAAGAAGAAGAAGAGGAGUAAAGAUCAUGACCGAAGAGAGAGCAGCUCUGAAUGUAGUAAAGAACCUGACUCAAAGCGAAGGCCACCUGCAGCGGACAAGGAUGAUGGUAAAGACAGCAGCAGCAGCAAAAAGAAAAAGAAAAAGAAGAAGCAUCGGAAAGAUGGCUCAAAAAGACGUGCCUCAGAUUCUGAUACAGAGUGUUUGGUCAAGCAAGAGAAAAGGAAACAUAGUGAACCGUCGUCACCAAAGAGGCGGUUAGAGGAACUUCCUGACAUCAUCCCCAAACAGGACAGUUUCUCACUAGGGAAAGCUGAAGAUGUUGACGGCCAUGACCCGUGUUGCCCUGGAGCCCGGUCACAUUCCCACUCUCGCUCCCAUUCCACAACUGGAGAAGGGAGAAAGACCUCUCACUCUGUGUCCAAGCACUCGUGCCAGACACCUCGGUCACAUUCGUCACGGAAAAAUGAAUCCUCAGAUCGAUCUACCUGUAGUACUCUGAAGAACAAUUCCUCUGAGGUCAGCAGUCAACCUGAAGGAAACACCUCUGCAGUUGACACAUCAACUGGGAUGCAACAGCAGGGCACAGCGACGUACCCAGUUUCAGAGACCACAUCUGUGAGUACAAAGUCACCAGACAAAGUGAGAAAGAGGAAAUCGUCCAGGUCUCCACACAGAACCAAGGAUGAAGUGAUAAGGCACAAAAGAUCAAGGUCUCCUUUAAAGAGCAGCAGAAUUAAAUCCAGAUCAAGGAGCCGCUCUCGGAAAGGACGGUCGCACUCUGGGGGCAGGAGGUCACGAGAGUCCCGUUCAUCUUCUGGUUCCAUGCGAGUGCGGAGAGAAGCAUACUACAAAAGGGACCGCUGGAAAAGAGAACCGAGUCAUUCACCAGUGCUUAUUCUACGCAAAGAUAGGUCGCCUUCACGAAAACACAGCAGCUCUGCCAGCAACGCUCAUCGCGUCAGUGAUCUAGAUAAGGAGCAGUUGCUAGAAAUAGCAAAAGCUAAUGCUGCCAUCAUGUGUGUAAAAGCUGGAAUGCCUGUCCCUGUCAGCCUGCAUACAUCAGCCAUGCCCUUGUCAUUUCCCAAUAUGGCUGUGAGUGCAGCCAUGGCCAGUAUGACUGCUGCUUCCAUGACUGCAGCCCUUGCCAACAUGAGCAGCUUAUCAUCACUCCUCCCACUACCAACAAUUACCAACAAACCCCCCGUCAGUCAAGCAAACACAGCAGCUCUGGAGGAGGUGAAGAGGAAAGUAGCCAAACAGUUCAACAGCAUCAGCAUCAAGGAAUUCACUGAGAAAUGCCAGAUGAUUGUGGAUAGCAAAGGAGAGCUGCCUGUUACCUUGCCCCAUGUGUCUGAUGAAGAGGAAAAUGGAAAACCGUUUGGGGCUUCUGCACUCCGAGAGCAUAAGGCUAUCAGCUUCAACAUCAAUAACACAACCAUUCAUCCUGGAGGGCGGAGUGAUGCUGGCAUGGCAAAGGAGUUUCCUGUGUCUUCUGGAUCUCAACAUCGGAAAAAAGAGGGUGAGACUGCAGGAGCCUUUGGUGAAUGGUUUCCAGUUGAAAAAGCAAAAGCUGAGACUCCAGCGGCUGCGUCGGCGAAAAAGUCCCCCAGUGCCACACAUGGCUCAUCGACCAGUAAAACAACAGCAGUGGGGCAGUCGGCGUCUGUGCUUGCUAAUGACAGUGUUUUUCCUGAACCACUAUCACAGCCGAUCGACAUUUCCCAGGCAAUGACUGAGAGGAUCGAAGCUCAGCGACGAUUGGCCGAAAACCCGUACGACGUGAAUGCCAUGUGCAUGUUGAGUCAUGCUCAAGAGCAGGUGGACGCUUGGGCACAGUCCAACACCAUUCCUGGUCUUUUCACUGGUUCUACUGGAGCCCAAGUUCUCUCUUCAGAGGAGCUGAACAACGGAGGUCCACAAGCUUGGCUGAAAAAAGACCAGUUCCUGAGGGCCGCACCAGUAUCUGGGGGGGUCGGAGAAUUCCUGAUGAGAAAGAUGGGCUGGAGAACUGGGGAGGGCCUCGGCAGGAACCGGGAGGGAACGACUGAGCCCAUCAUCAUUGACUUCAAAGUUGAUCGCAAAGGACUUGUUGCUGAAGGAGAGAAACCCCAGAGACAGACUGGGGGUCUGGUGGUAACUAAGGAUCUAAUGGGAAAACAUCCAGUGUCUGCUCUAAUCGAGAUGUGCAGCAAGAGGCGGAUAAUGCAGCCAGAUUUUGUCAUGGUUCAUCACAGUGGCCCGGACCACCGCAAGAACUUCAUGUUCAAGGUUACGGUGAAUGGUGUGGACUACCAGCCCCAAACUGCUAGUCCCAACAAGAAGCACGCAAAGGCCAUGGCCGCCACCGUGGCGCUACAAGCGCUUGGAGAGGUUCCGUCUGAUGGGCCAGGACUCUACACGGGCCCAGUGUUCACUGCUGCAUCCACAGGUCCCCUUUUUUCUACGUGACUUUAUUUCUUUUCUUUUUCUUUUUUUUUAACUUGAAAAUGCUGACUUGUACACUGAGGUUUGAAAGUGUCUUUGUAUCAAAGCCCUUUUGGCUCUUUUUGUACUCGCAAAGAUUUCAAAAUUCUUAGGGGAAAAGCGUUUGCUUUGUUUGGCCUGAUUGUGUCUUCUUUACAGUACAGUUGAAUAGUCUUACAUAAGACUGACUGGUUCACCUGUGCGACCUGACCAUUGUCUCAUUUACCGUAAUGUUUUUAAUGUUUAGCGCAGCCGAUUGUGAAAAAAGCUUUUUUUAUUUGUCUCGCUCGUGGUUAUUUAGUUGGCUUGAACGAAAUAUUUAUGAUAUAAGAGGACACGUAUGACGUAAAUAAAGAAUAUAUUUCAUGUGACGUCCACAAGAGCCAUUUGAUGAAAAGCACCUCAGAGUAGGUGAUGUCACUGUGAUGGCUGUGUGAGAAACGGAGGCUGUGGAUGCCAACAAAACUGUCAACAACAUGGACCCCCUGCAUGCCAGCACAAACGCUCUCCACACUGGUGAUGGACCAAGUCUGCCGCAGAGAGGGUGAAGAGGAGACAAGCCAGGACUGCGCCCUGUGGCGCCCCCCAGUGCAGCAAAGCAGCGUGUCCCCCAAACGGUCAACGGGUCCUCACAUUCUGGGGUCUCUUGGGAUGGAUGGUGUUGAGGAAUCUCACAGUGCUCCCAGCCUUCUCCAGGCUUCUUCAUCAGAUCAGAUGUCUGUUUAGGUCCAGAAUCCACUCAGAUCAGUUGCUGUGAAACAAACGGCUUUAGCACACAAAGUCAUCCAGUAGAGGGAGUCAAAGUCCAUAUAAUAAGGAAUAAUGGAGGACAGUAGUGGCUGGUUUAAGACUAUUAGGUAUAAAUAAUAAUUUAAAUUUUCAUGUCAUAACCACCUUAUGUUUGAUCUUGUGGUGCCUUUUUUGUUACACCAUUGGUUUAUUAUUGAGCAAUGAGACAAGAAUUUGAGAGGAAUAUCAUUGGUCAUCCAGGCAGUGGUAGUGUUCUUCGUGAGGAAGGGAAUCUUUUAAAAUCUGAAGUUGUCAUUUUAACAGAGGCGAUUGUGGAGCUGUGUCAAGGAUCCAUUCAACAUUCUCUGAACCAACUGUCCGAAACACAUCUGGUAUGAUGUGAUAAGCUCAGAUGAGCUAUCAUGAAACAGUGUCUUUAUAAACAGUGGUCACCAGAUGGCGCUCUUGGUUUAGACAAUGUGAGGUUUCAUUGAAAUGGUUGUUUCAAUCCAAAGAUUUUCGAGCAGCG